AUGGUGCGAUAUCGCCAAGGCCGACAUGUCAUUGAGGGCACUUUCACAAAUGACGGUACUUACCACCAUAUUUCGCUCGAUUCGAAUUACCGCCAGGCGCGACAAAUUCAAGAUGGGCAACUCAGAAAGAGAUCUGAGCGAAUGGUAGUAUGGAAACAAACAAGAGACGAAAGCGACGGAGCUCUUUCGCAAAGGUCGUCCUCAGAUGAGCCGACCUGUCAGGCUCACAGAUACAAUGAUCGACGCCGUCAGACUUCCGAUGGUCAGGAUACCCACCAUCCUCUGCUGGCCCGACAAGACGUCAACGAUUGGUUUGACCCAAGAGAUGUAAUUGGAUCUACAGAAGGAUGCCCCAACUCCCGGAGAGUCGCUUUGAUCGGCAUCGCCGCCGACUGCUCAUACACAGCAGAAUUCGACAACAUGCAAGAUGCUCGCGAUAACAUCAUUUCCCAAGUCAACAUCGCAUCGCAAGUCUACGAAGACGCCUUCAACAUCGCCCUAGCCAUUCAAAAUUUGACCAUAAGCGAUCCAUCUUGUCCUUCUGACGCACCACGAUCAAUGCCCUGGAACCUUCCCUGCACAGCAAACGUCGAUAUAAACGACCGCCUAAACUUAUUCACCCAGUGGAGGGGCAGACUACGCGAUGAUAACGCUGUCUGGUCUCUUUUCAGCGCCUGUCGAAGCGGUUCAACUGUUGGAAUCGCCUGGAUUGGAAGUCUUUGCAAUCGGUCACGAGGAUCAUCAUGGGGUCGCGGUGGGACAGCCUCUGCGAACGUUGUUGUGCGUACUGCUUCGGAAUGGCAGGUCUUUGCGCAUGAGCUGGCGCAUAACCUUGGAGCUUCUCACGACUGUACAUCAGGUGAUUGCGGGACGUCAGGAUACUCGCCUUCUGAUGAUUGCUGUCCCCGAAGUGAGACUACCUGCGAUGCUCGGAACCAGUACAUCAUGAAUCCCCAAAGCUCUCCAGGCCUGGAGGAGUUCUCGCCAUGUACUAUCGGCACGAUCUGCACAGGCAUUGGCGAGGAGCACGUUGACACGAGUUGCCUUGUUAGUGAGGACGAGGUCCCCGAUAUUAACGACAGUCAAUGUGGCAAUGGUAUCGUCGAGCCAGGCGAGUCAUGCGACUGCGGUGGUGAAGACCGAUGCCCUGCAGAUUCCUGCUGCAACACUUCGACCUGCCAACUCCGCAGCGGCGCCGAGUGCGAUCCACUCACCGAUGGAUGCUGCACUGAUGAAUGCCGAGUCGCUUCAAGUGGUCUAGUCUGCCGCGAAAGUACAGCCUCUUGCGAUCCCGAAGAGACAUGCGACGGAAGUUCAAGUCAAUGCCCCGUUGACGUGCAGAACUGCGACGAUGAUGAAGACUCAGGUAGCAGAGGAGGAGAAGGAUCGGGAGGAAGCUGGUUCGAUAGGAACAGAACAGCUGUUAUUGCGACCGCUGCUUCUGUUGGAGGAGUCAUCCUAGCCUUGCUGCUUUGCGUGAUAUUCUCUUGUAUCAGGAAGAGGAGAAGAAGACAAAAAGGAACGCAAUUACAGAGUGGGAACAUCAGCGAUGGAUCGAAUGCACCAGCUCUUGAGCAUACGAGAGGUGUUACCCAGAUGCCGAGUGCACCGCGGUUGGUACAUAGAUAUGCAUAG
Messenger RNA from Fusarium tjaetaba, 1635 nucleotides. Its product is annotated as Disintegrin and metallo ase domain protein. The record is from RefSeq and is a predicted model, not a curated record. The coding region runs from base 1 to 1635 and encodes 544 amino acids. Gene Ontology annotation, biological process: proteolysis. The transcript has a single exon. Gene Ontology annotation, molecular function: metalloendopeptidase activity. NCBI's taxonomy places the organism in Eukaryota, Fungi, Ascomycota, Sordariomycetes, Hypocreales, Nectriaceae.